GUCUGUCGCAAGUUCGUCCAUUUUCAGUGGUCGAUGCAUUCGCCUGCACCCGCACGCCACACAUACAUGUAUCAAGUCAACCACGGCGAAUCAAAGUAUGCACGCCCUUCCUUUGCCCCUGCAUUGCUAUAUUGGUUCCCUCUCGCAAAUCGCUCUCAGGCCCCGCCCAUCGCAGCGAUCAUUCCAACAAAGAUUUGGGGUGCGCAUAUUUAGCGUGAGCGCCCGCCAUCUCUUUCAGUUGUCAUAUCUUGCAUAUCUGCCUAUCGCAACGUUUCUGCCGCGGCAGCCUCCGAACUAUCGUCCUGCCAUCCUUAUCUGCUGCUUCUCAAGAUCUCACACUUCCUCAGUCUAUCUUCUGCUACUCAUUCAACGCCAAUGUUCGCCACUCUUGGCUGCGUAUCUACAGAGCUCCUUCUCCAGCCUUUUCCCGCGAUGUUCCCCCCGAGUACCUGUGCGUCAGUCCUCUGAAAUGAAACUUCUCGACAUACAACCAUUCCUGUCUCGCCCCGUCAUAACAUGACACACUUUCAGGGUUCACAUCUGGUCACACAGACAUCUAUACGUAAGCUCCGUGUCCCGUUACUGCGUCACCAGGCGUCACUUUUCCUAUGACCGGCUCAGCGCGGCCAACGUGUCUGCAUCUCUGCACACGACUGGUCCAACGAGAAACCGUUCGUUCAUAUCCGUCUGUGUCAUGUGCCUCAUUCAUAGGUGCUGGGUCAUAUUGUGACCAUCGCGUUGACGUGUCCGCUCGAUGCUCUAUCCAGGCAGGUGAGGGUCGGUCGCU
This is a messenger RNA of Heterobasidion irregulare TC 32-1, 787 nucleotides long. RefSeq lists its product as uncharacterized. The coding region runs from base 98 to 520 and encodes 140 amino acids. Lineage: Eukaryota; Fungi; Basidiomycota; Agaricomycetes; Russulales; Bondarzewiaceae. The record is from RefSeq and is a predicted model, not a curated record. The transcript has a single exon.